AUGGCGAACAAAUCUUCGGGAAGCGAUCUCUUCGCUCUGUUGCAGGACCAGGCCGACCCCAAGAGACAGCAAGAGUUGGACGAGCGUCUCGCCAGGCAGUAUGCCAAAGCACAGCAGCGUCAAUCAGAGUUGAUCGGCUAUAACUCGACCAAGCCCGUCACUAUCUCGUCCAUCCAGGUCUUGCAGGCCGAGCACACUCGCAGAGGCUUCCUCGAGCGCAUCUUCAACCCAAUCCUCUCCCAGAACCAAGAAGGUCCCUACACUCUCCAAGAAGCUCUGCGCGAGGUUGGCGGCGCUGUCGACAAGCUCAACCGCUUUGGCAUCUUCAAGGCUCCCAUCUCGACCUACAUCGAUCAACCUGACCAGACCGAUGCGUCCUCUUCUCCCACCGACCUCUCCGUCUUCAUCCACGCUCCCGAGCGCUCUCGCUACACAAUCAAGACUGGUACUGAGGCCGGCUCAUCCGAGGGCUCAGCUUUCCUCGAUGUCGUCCUUCGCAACAUCUUUGGUGGUGCCGAAUCCUUGAAUGCUCACGCUUCGCUCGGCACGCGCACCCGUUCCGCCUACUCGGCAUACUUUGACACCCCCAUCCUCAGCAGUCCUGAUAUCCGCUUCGAGAUUGGUGGUCUCGCUAGCUCUACCCUCAAGAGCUGGGCAAGCCAUGAGGAGCUCAUCAAGGGUGGCAGCACAAAACUUAAGUGGUUGAGUUCAUGGGGCAGCAAGCACGAGCUGGGCUACAGUGGUAUCUGGAGACAAGUCACUGGUCUUUCCGAGAACGCUUCACCUACUGUUCGCGCCGAUGCUGGUGACAGCUUCAAGUCCAGCAUUACACACACUUUCAUCAACGACACACGCGAUGCUCCCAUGCUCCCCACAAGGGGUUUCCUAUUCAAGUCCAUCGGUGAACUUGCUGGCUUUGGCCCUCUUGCUGGAGAUGUUGCAUUCGCAAAGUACUCGGCCGAGUCUCAAUUGGCCCUCCCUAUUCCUGUCCCUGGUGUUGCUGGUGACAGUGGCAUUUCAUUCACCGCUGGUCUUCGUGGUGGUCUUCUCUACCCUCUGACCAAGUCUGGCUCUGACGCACCUGCUGCAUCUCGUAUUAAUGACCGUUUCCAACUUGGUGGUCCUACUGAUGUUCGUGGUUUCCGCCUUGCUGGACUCGGUCCCAGAGAUGGACAAGACGCAGUUGGUGGUGACGUCUAUGCUGCUGGCGGUGCCAGUCUGCUCUUCCCUGUACCAGGCAUGGGCAAGGAUACUCCUCUAAGAUUCCAAACUUUCAUCAACGGUGGACGUUUGUUGGCACUUCAAGACGUAGCCAGUGGCGAGAAGGGCGGCAACAACGUCCAACAGAGCGUGAAGAAUGCUUUCCAAGAACUGUCUAAUGGUCUGCCUAGCUGUGCAGCUGGUGUUGGACUUGUCUACGCUCACCCCGUCGCACGAUUCGAGUUGAACUUCUCGCUGCCAUUGGUCCUCCGUAAGGGCGAGGAAGGCAGGAAGGGUGUUCAGUUCGGCGUUGGCAUUGACUUCCUGUAG
Molecule: messenger RNA, 1530 nt
Organism: Aureobasidium melanogenum CBS 110374
Lineage: Eukaryota; Fungi; Ascomycota; Dothideomycetes; Dothideales; Saccotheciaceae
Exons: 2
Coding region: 1-1530 (509 amino acids)
Biological process (GO): protein insertion into mitochondrial outer membrane
Cellular component (GO): outer membrane; SAM complex
Source: RefSeq, a predicted model, not a curated record